This is a messenger RNA of Jatropha curcas, 2806 nucleotides long. Its product is annotated as vacuolar protein sorting-associated protein 52 A. Gene Ontology annotation, molecular function: syntaxin binding. The record is from RefSeq and is a predicted model, not a curated record. Lineage: Eukaryota; Viridiplantae; Streptophyta; Magnoliopsida; Malpighiales; Euphorbiaceae. Gene Ontology annotation, cellular component: GARP complex. Gene Ontology annotation, biological process: endocytic recycling; retrograde transport, endosome to Golgi; Golgi to vacuole transport.
GCCAAGGAGGGGAUGUAGUGUUGAACCGAACCCCAAAACCUUCUCCUUUCUUCUUUCGCGAUCUGCGACCACCCUCUCCCACCACAGCCACCUCUUUAGCCAUCUCCGGCCGAUUAACGGCCAAAAGCUCGACGCCAGGUGCUACUAAGCUAUCAUCUGCGACCAUCUAGCACCAAAUAAGCUCCAUUUCUUCGUUCUUUAGGCUCGACACUCAGGAUAGAGAGCGGAAGAGAGAGAGAGCAUUGAUUCCGACCGAUACUCGUGGCUUCCUGCUACUUUACUUCAUUAGAAAAACAACGAUCUCUCCAGAUCUGAUUAGGAUAAACAUCUACAUGUCCUUUUUUGGGAGUAUAUUGGCAUUGGUUGAACUUGAUACUAUGAAUUUGGCAAGAAGAACAUCUAAAACCACUUGACGUGCAACGCGAUUUUUUUUUAUUUUGUUUUUUGAAUUUCUGAAAAAUAUGGAUUACACACCGAGAAACGUGUUUGAUUUGGAAGCAUUUGUUGGGGAUUUGACUGUCGAAGAGGAUAACAGCAGUGAUGAAAUCUCAUUGGAAGGACUUGAGCAAGAAUUGCAAGAAUGCAAAAAUGAUGAUGUGGUCGCAAACAUACUGUCUAAAGGUACAACAUUAAGAGACUACACAAAGGGGGUCGAGAACAAUUUACGACAAGUUGAAUUAGACUCUAUUCAGGAUUACAUAAAAGAAAGUGAUAAUCUAGUGUCUCUUCAUGAUCAAAUUCGCGAUUGUGAUAACAUCUUGUCGCAAAUGGAAACUCUUCUCAGUGGAUUUCAGGCUGAGAUUGGUUCUAUAAGUUCAGAUAUUAAAAUUCUCCAAGAGAAGUCUAUGGAUAUGGGUUUGAAACUGAAGAAUCGCAAGGUGGCUGAAUCAAAACUGGCCAAAUUUGUUGAAGACAUUAUAGUCCCUCCUAGAAUGGUAGACAUAAUUGUCGACGGAGAGGUCAAUGAUGAAUAUAUGAGAACUCUUGAGAUCCUUAGUAAGAAGCUGAAGUUUAUUGAGGUGGAUCCUUUGGUUAAAGGCUCAAAAGCUUUGAAAGAUGUGCAGCCUGAGCUUGAAAAGCUUAGACAGAAAGCUGUUUCAAAGGUCUUUGAGUUUAUUGUUCAGAAGCUUCAUGCACUAAGAAAACCCAAAACAAAUAUUCAGAUUCUUCAACAAAGUGUUCUUUUAAAAUACAAGUAUGUCAUUUCCUUCCUCAUGGAACAUGGCAAGGAGAUAUAUACUGAGGUUCGUGGAGCAUAUGUUGACACAAUGAACAAGGUUUUAAGUGCACAUUUCCGUGCUUAUAUUCAAGCAUUGGAGAAAUUACAGUUAGAUAUAGCAACAUCUAGUGAUUUGAUUGGUGUGGAGACCAGAAGCACUGGUCUUUUUUCGAGAGCAAGAGAACCGCUAAAGAAUCGAUCAGCUGUUUUUGCUUUGGGGGAGAGAAUUAAUAUCUUGAAGGAAAUUGAUCAACCAGCAUUGAUUCCUCAUAUAGCUGAAGCCAGCUCCCAAAAGUAUCCUUAUGAGGUCCUCUUCAGGAGUUUACACAAGUUGCUAAUGGAUACUGCAACUUCUGAGUAUCUAUUCUGUGAUGAUUUCUUUGGUGAAGAAUCAAUAUUUUAUGAAAUUUUUGCUGGUCCAUUUGCUGUUGUUGAUGAACACUUCAAUUCAAUACUACCUAAUUGUUAUGAUGCCAUAGGACUCAUGCUUAUGAUUCGCAUCAUACACCAGCACCAGCUUAUCAUGUCUCGGCGUCGUAUUCCAUGCUUGGACUCGUAUUUGGACAAGGUAAAUAUAGCGCUAUGGCCCCGUUUUAAGAUGGUAUUUGACUUGCAUCUUAGCAGCCUGCGCAAUGCAAAUGUGAAGACGCUGUGGGAAGAUGAUGUUCAUCCUCAUUAUGUCAUGAGGCGUUAUGCUGAAUUUACAGCUUCUCUCAUCCAUCUUAAUGUUGAAUAUGGAGAUGGGCAGCUUGAACUGAAUUUGGAACGGCUGAGAAUGGCUGUUGAUGACUUGCUCAUCAAGCUUGCCAAAACAUUCCCCAAGGCAAAACUUCAAAUUGUGUUUCUCAUAAACAACUAUGAUAUGACAAUUUCUGUGCUGAAGGAAGCUGGUCCAGAAGGUGGAAAAAUUCAAUUGCACUUUGAGGAACUGCUGAAAAGUAAUACAGCAUUAUUUGUGGAAGAGCUGCUGCUGGAGCAUUUUAGUGACCUCAUUAAAUUUGUCAAGACCCGAGGCUCGGAGGAUCCAAGUUCUGGUUCUGAGAAGCCGAUAACAGUUGCGGAAGUUGAGACAAUUGUGAAGGAUUUUGCAAGUAGAUGGAAAGCUGCAAUAGAGCUGAUGCAUAAAGAUGUUAUCACUUCUUUCAGCAACUUCUUAUGUGGUAUGGAGAUCCUGAGGGCUGCAUUGACCCAGCUGCUGCUGUAUUAUACCAGGCUCUCCGAUUGCAUAAAGAGGAUCGUCGGUGGGUCUGCAUUGAACAAGGAUCUUGUCUCCAUUUCUUCAAUCAUGUACGAAAUCAGGAAAUAUUCUAGAACUUUCUAGAUCAUUAAUGUGUACCUGUUGAGGGAUGAGUUGAAAGAGUUGGCAUGCCAAUUUUCGGACAACAGAAGCAAUAAACUGAAGCAGUUCCAGUUGAAAUCGAAGCUAAGCCUGUUCUAGAAUUGUUGUUGCUUUCUACGAGUAUGUGGCUUGUCUGAUUUUUCUAAAGAUUUUGUAACCGGUAACGACAUUCUUUCUAUAUAGUCUUAAUAUCUUAAAACAUUCAAAAUCUAUUACCGUAUUUCAAUAACAUAAAUAUUUAAAAUCCA